Populus euphratica (Euphrates poplar) is the source of this 654-nucleotide messenger RNA. RefSeq lists its product as uncharacterized. NCBI's taxonomy places the organism in Eukaryota, Viridiplantae, Streptophyta, Magnoliopsida, Malpighiales, Salicaceae. Bases 181 to 477 code for a protein of 98 amino acids. The transcript is spliced from 4 exons. The record is from RefSeq and is a predicted model, not a curated record.
UUUAUUUAUUUGGUACAUAUGUGCUGUGAUAUGAAAACCUCCAAAUGCCUUCCUUUCUCUUCCUUGCGCUUUUUGCAUCUUGUUUCUUGUCCUCUAUUUCCUUCUCUUCCUAGUCUUUGUUUCUUCCUUAGUUUUUUCCUCUGUUUUGUCCCCUUCCGUUUAACGGCUAGCUAGGAGAGCAUGUAUCAUUACGGCCACCACCAUCGUCUUCCUUGCUUGCGUUGCCACCCACAUAGCUACAUUAGGAUGGUUCAGCAUCUGAUAGAGAGAUGUUUGCUCCUUCACAUGAGUAGAGACCAAUGCGUGAAGGCACUGGCUAAGCAUGCUAGCGUUCAUCCACUUGUUACACUUACAGUGUGGAGAGAACUACAGAAGGAGAAUAGGGACUUCUUUCAUGCAUAUUUCCAUUCAAUUUCUCCAAGGCAUUUCACGAGCAGGCGUACUCGAAGGGUGUUGAGAUUAACAAGGGAAAUAUAAAAUUAAAGUCCAUGAUGGGAUGACUUGCAAACACUCCACGAUCAUCGGGAAGUACGUGGGUAUAAAAGCUACAUUUAUGAUGAAUGGUAGCUAGGGUUUGGACGGUACAUGCCCUCAGGCCUCAACUACAGUAUUAUAGUUGAAUGUGAUAUAAUUAAUAGGAUACAAGAAAAAAAA